AAUAUUACGUGAAUGAUGCCGGCGGCUCUGGAUGGGAAGAUGAGGGUGGAGGGGGCCAACGCCUUCCUCCACCUCCUGGGACGAGAUUUCAAGUCUUCGUCCUAUAUAAGUCCGACUUACCUUUCAUACUCCAGUUCUAUCGGAACAAUGUUUAAGGCCCUGGUUGUCGCUAGCUGUCUGGCAUCCGUGCUAGCGUUUCCGCAGCACCAGAACCAAAACUUCCAACAACUACAACGGCAACAGCAGCCGCCCCAGCAGCAACAGCAGCAGCAGCAGCAGCAGCAACAGAACCUAAGAGCGGCCACGCCUCCAGUUCCAAUCGUCUCAUUGGACAACAGUGUUAACCAUGAUGGAUCCUACACAUACAGUUUCGAGGGUGGAGACGGUACCAGAGCUGAACAGAGCGGUCAGCUGAAGACUAUCGGCCAGGAAGCCGGUGAGGUCUCUCGAGGAUCCUACUCCUAUGUGGGAGACGACGGCAAAACUUACUCGGUUUCGUACACCGCGGACGAAACGGGAUACCAUCCAGUCGGUGACCACCUCCCGCAGCCACCACCGAUCCCAGAGGCGAUCCUGAGGAGCCUGGAGUAUCUGGCGACCGCACCACCGCCCAAGGAGGAAAACAACUAGUCUUUCUGUGACUUGACGACGUAUCUCUGUUCUUUAUUUAUUUUUUUUAUCUACAUUGAAACUCGGCUUAGUAAGGUGGAUUUUAUGAAACGUUUUCAAAAUUAUUUUGCACCAAUCACCGGUGGGUACCAGAAAACAUGAAACUUGUGAUAAAUUAAUUUUAGUUGGUUUAAUAAUGCAAUGGCUGCGGUGAAACUGUAUUACUGUCCUCGAUUAAAAAAAAAUUAUAUAUAUUAUAUAGUAAAAGAAACGUCCAGCUCUACUAAUGUUAAUUGCAGACUCAACAAUAAAAAGGCAAAGAAAAAAAAACUUUCUUGGAUAUCAUGAUAAUUUGAGCCUGCACCUUAAUUUAAGAUUUAUAUCAAACGAAAAAUAAAACCCGUAAUAAACUA
Messenger RNA from Cimex lectularius (bed bug), 1022 nucleotides. RefSeq names its product endocuticle structural glycoprotein SgAbd-8-like. The record is from RefSeq and is a predicted model, not a curated record. The coding region runs from base 13 to 630 and encodes 205 amino acids. The transcript is spliced from 3 exons. NCBI's taxonomy places the organism in Eukaryota, Metazoa, Arthropoda, Insecta, Hemiptera, Cimicidae. Gene Ontology annotation, molecular function: structural constituent of chitin-based larval cuticle. Gene Ontology annotation, cellular component: chitin-based extracellular matrix.